UCUAUCAUUGAAAUUUUCCAUAUAUAGCUUAUCGUUAUAAAUAUACAAAUAAAUAUACAUAGUGAAAUUUGAUAUAUAUGAAGUUGUAAUCAAUCGUUAGAGUACUACAACACUAUGGCAGAAAAAUAGUAAAAAAGUUUGUUAUUUUCAAGAAAAAAAAUUAAACGCGUGAAAUGAAAUCAAAAAUGUUAAAGAUAGCAAUUGAAAUGGUAGGUUAUGUUAAUUUAAAAUCUUUUCAUGUCUUAUUAUUAAUGAUAAAUAGUUCGUCUAACGUAGAUAUAUUAUCGUUACAAGUAUUUCGGGUUAGGUUUGAAAAUUUGUAUUGAAAAUUAAUGUCGAUUUUAAUAUAUCGAUUUAAUUUCGAGUUAUCGAUCUAUAUACGUUACGAUUGAACAGAACACGAAAUAUGUCGUUGCGGCGUCAUACAGAGCGAUAUCGAAAAAAAUUGUUUUAAUUUGGACUAUUUUUAUUUUAUCGUAUAUUGUGUUAAUUAUUGAACAUAAUUUGAUAUUCAACUUAUAUUUUUCAAUCGAAUUUAUAUUUUUUUAAAGAAUUGAUAUAUUUUACGUGAGUAAUAAUUAUUAUUACUGAUUUUUAAUUUCGGUGUAACACAGAAUGAAUACAUGGUGGUACAGUGAUGUUAAUUUUUACCAAAAUCCAAAUUUCAUAGUCAUCAAUACUGUUACAAUAACGGAAAUAUUGCAGUUCUACGAUACACUGAAACAAAAAUUUCGGUAUUUGUGGGUUCCUCCAACCGAUAGUUACGGACCUGUCGGCGGUUCUCAGUGCAACGACGAUACUCAUAGAACACUACAAGACGUCAAGGGAAUUCGAGAAAGGUACGACGAUUUCGCGGUAUAUGAUGACGAUGAUAUCGUACAGUCGUGAAUACGCGGCAUGAGAUUACCGUGUAACGUACCGAGAAGGAGGAAGAAUCAUCGAGUAAGCUCGAGCAUCUCCGCCGAGCCCCGCCCUGUAUAUAUUUUUAACCGGAUCCAUCGAAAGUCUGGCCGGCGUGGCAUACACUGUUCGUUCGGGCAAGUGAAGUUUCUAUUGACGUGCAAAAA
Molecule: messenger RNA, 1067 nt
Organism: Apis mellifera (honey bee)
Lineage: Eukaryota; Metazoa; Arthropoda; Insecta; Hymenoptera; Apidae
Exons: 2
Coding region: 616-888 (90 amino acids)
Source: RefSeq, a predicted model, not a curated record